Molecule: messenger RNA, 1952 nt
Organism: Lemur catta (Ring-tailed lemur)
Lineage: Eukaryota; Metazoa; Chordata; Mammalia; Primates; Lemuridae
Product: T-lymphocyte surface antigen Ly-9-like
Exons: 6
Coding region: 48-1133 (361 amino acids)
Source: RefSeq, a predicted model, not a curated record
CCUUCAAUGUUUCCGCUGCAGCUGACCAGGCUGGCAGGCAGCCUACCAUGGGGCCCUGCUCAGAGCACCACCUGCUUUGCUUGGCCUCCAGUGUCCCCAGGUUCAUCACCCUCCUCCUCAGUGUCUGCCGUGGUGUGGGUGAGAGUUCUGGGGCAAAUGGCUCUGCAGUUAAGGAUUCUGGAGCCCACAUUCCUCUCAAUAGGAUCCGAGGAGAUUCUGUCUUGUUUGAUGUGACCAAGAAUCAAGGAGCAAUUCUGGAAGUUCAGCCGGAGGAGCUCUCUUGGAGCUUCAGCCCUGAGUCAGACUACACGGUCAUGUUUCGAAUCCAGAGAGGCGUCCAUUCUCCAAGGUGGUUUGGCCUCCAGGAUAAAUUCAAGCAGAGGGUCCAGGUCCCCAGCUUGACCUCCCUGAGGAUUUCAAACCUGACUCUUCAGGACAGUGGGCAGUACCGAGCUCAAGCCACGUUAACGGAAGGAAGAGAAGUUAUGCAGGUUUUCCACCUUACUGUCUAUGAGCCCAUCCCCCAUCCCAACAUCCUGGUUCAGUCACUAUCCAUCGCACUAGGCUGGUGCAAUGUCACCCUGGAGUGUAGGGCCCCAAGGGCCACAAGGAACCUGAAUGUGACCUGGGAGAGCAGGGGCCUCCCCACAGAGCUGGAGCAGAGAGGGACACCAGGACCUGCCCUCGACCGCUGGAUCCUGGUUGUGAGGUUGCCCCCGAGCCAACCCAAUGCCAGCAUCACCUGUGUGGUCAGCAAUCACAUGGAACAGAAAAGUGCCACCAAAGAUCUUGGGGACAUCUGUGCCCAAGAUUCACAUGGAUGGGACGUGGGUAGACUACUGGCAGUCAUCCUAGGGCCUAUUGUGGUUUUGAUGUUGAUCCUGGGAGCUAUAUCAUACCUUUGGAAGACACAUGGGAAGAAGAAGAAUAAGAAGACAAAGAAGAAGAUGGAACCAGAAAGAGGUACCCGAUUGCAGGAGGACCACAGAGUUGAGGAUGAUAGCAUCCACUAUGAAGAGUUGAUGAAACAGGAGACUCAGGGCAUCAGUGUACGCCAUGUGGAAGGAAAGGGGCCUAUGACUACUGUCUACACUGAAGUCCGCAAACCAGGCCGGGCCAUGAAUAUCAUUUAAUUGAAGGAAGCAGGAGAAUCAGCACCACCGGGACACGUGUGGUCUGAGCCUGAAGCCUGCAGACACCUGCCUCUCCCAGCUGCAGUUCAGCUCCACCCCCCCAUUGGUCUAUGUUAGCCUGACUUCGCAAUCAUAAGCUCUAUGGGUACUCAUGGCCUGGUUACGUUCUGUGACACCUCCCCAUACUGUCCUCACUCUCAGGAUCCUCACGCCUGCCAGGUGAGGGCUCUUGGUCUGUCAUUCAGAAGGAUUCUGACUCCUCUGCAAAACCUUCCCAAGGGGACCCUGUCUGAUAGUGCAGAUAGUAAAUCCCCAUGACUUCUGCUGUGUUGCUAGUGUGUGUAAUUUUGAGAACACAAGCCCAGGUGUGGGAGCUGCACAGAGGUGUUGACUGUGCCCCAGGGGAGGGAGUUAGGACCUGGGUUCUGAGUGCUGAGUUAGGGUCAAAGGAGGCAGCAUGGGAGGCGGAAGCUCCCACAGGGACUGGCCUGAGGCUUCCUUUCCAGAUCUUAUGUAGGCCUCCCUUGGCUGUGUUGAAUAGUGUGUGCAUGUUUGUGUGUGUGUAUUCAGGGGAGUGUCUAGGGCACAUCAUGCAAGUCAACCAAAGCGCCUUCCUUUUCACCUGUGCUAAGCUGCACCUAAGCCUCAGCCUUAGCCAGUGGACCCGAAGUUGUCUUCCUGUGAAGUGGAAAGAGGAAUUUGCAUGAUCUCAAGCCCUUACCAGCCUGUGCUUUCAUUAGGCACAUCCUUCUCAAACACUUCGUUGAUAUUUUGAGCUGUCUGUGCUGCAUUGGUUCCAUGACUGAACUUAUAUUUGAA